Daphnia pulex (common water flea) is the source of this 867-nucleotide messenger RNA. Its product is annotated as repetitive proline-rich cell wall protein 1-like. The record is from RefSeq and is a predicted model, not a curated record. The coding region runs from base 166 to 744 and encodes 192 amino acids. The transcript has 4 exons. Lineage: Eukaryota; Metazoa; Arthropoda; Branchiopoda; Diplostraca; Daphniidae.
CCCAUUUUUGGCGAAUUACUUUCGCUCAAUCAACCUAUCGUGCGAUGCAGUGUACGCCUCCUGCACCGUUUGUCAUCACUGCCAAUUUGGUAUAAAAUCGUUGGCUGACCAGCUUGUAAAUCACAGUUCUACAGCUGAUUCAAUCCUCUCAACUACUCCUCCAACAUGCAGUUCAUCAUUUUCGCCGCUCUCCUCGCCGCCGCCGCUGCGACUUACAGCGCACCCGUUUAUAACGCACCGGCGCCAGUCUACUCCACUUCGGCACCCACUUAUUCAGAGCCGGUCUACACCACAACUUACUCCGCACCGGUCUACUCGACAUCUUCCUCGUCUUACUCCGCACCCGAAUACUCGACAUCUUCCUCUUCUUACUCCGCACCUGAAUACACCACUGAGGAAUACACUGCUGCGUCUCAAUCCAACGAAUCCAACGAAUCCGGCGAGGCCAGCAGUAUCGAGCUCACGACCACCUAUGCCGCCCCUUCCUACAAGGAGCCCGAGUACACAACAGCCGCUUACUCCGCUCCCGCUUACAAGGAGCCUGAAUACACCACGGCCGCCUACGCUGCUCCGGUGUACUCCGCACCAGUUUACUCCACUGCUGCCCCCGUCUACCAAGCUCCUGUUUACCAAGCUCCCGCUGCACCCGCCUACCAAGCUCCUGCUGCUCCCGUUUACCAAGCUCCCGCUGCUCCCGUCUACGAAGCACCCGUCUACGAAGCUCCCGCCUAUACUCCAUACUAAGCCAUCACCCACAGCAGUAUUAUCCUACACUUAAAGAUGACUAAAUUAUUAUUUAUUUAAAAAGAUCGCUUAUAAAAAAAAAAUGUAAUUGAUUAUUUAUUAAUAGACAACUGAGCAAACAAA